AUGAGCUACCACGACCGCCGCGACAGUGACCCCAUGCCGGGUGAUCUUCGUCCAGCCUAUCACGAAAUGGAAACAUCACGAUCAUGGCACACAGUCCCACAACAGGACGAAGAGCUUAAUGCCUAUGACCCCUACACUUCUCAAAUGUCCCUGAAGGACUCUGCCACAAAACAAAGCGUCAAAUCAGAAGAUGACGGCGACGAUCAAUUACCGCUGAGAAAAGCACUCAAAAAGUACCCCAAGAUCGCAGGCUACUGUCUGGCCAUGACCAUCCCCGUUAUUGGCUGGGGCUACGAUCUUGUCGUGGUCGGAUCUGUAGUCGGCGUCGAUACCUUCGUAAAUGACUACGGAGAAAAGAUCAAGGGUAAAAUGGAUAUCCCGGGGAACUGGCUAUCACUUUGGAUGGGUCUCCCACCAGCUGGUGCAGCAUUUGGUUCCAUUUUGGGUGGUUGGCUGCAGAACAAAAUCGGACGCAAGUGGACUCUUUUCAUGGGAACCAUGGUUUCUGUCGUCGCUAUUGCCUGCAUGUUCUUCUCUCAUGUCCCCGAACCUUUGGCUACCAAGCGUAUGCUUCUCACCGCUGGUCUUACCAUCCAGGGCUUCACAGUUGGUGUCAUCAAAGGAACGUGUGUUACUUGGGUUUCAGAGAACACGCCAACAGCGCUCCGUGGAUCCGCCAUGGCUUUAUUCCCCAUCUUCACACUACUCGGCCAACUCAUCGGCGCACUCGUACUACUCGUCAUUAGCGGCGUCGAAAACAAAAACGGCUAUCUCGGUGCAUUCGGGUCGCAGUGGAUUCUCGCCAUUGGACCUCUCCUGCUCUCCAUUUUCAUGCCCGAGAGUCCAGCCCAUCUGAUCCGAACCGGCCAGGAGCAGCGAGCCAUCAAGUCAGCACAGAGACUAUACGCCCCCAAGAUUAACCCCUACAGCCAACUCGAGAAGAUCCGCGCUACCAUCGAAGAGGAAAAGGCCAACACUGCUUCCGCGUCUUACUGGGCUUGUCUCAAAGGCACAAACCUCCGAAGAACACUCAUUGUCGCACUGGCCGCUCUUAUGCCUGCUUUCUUCGGAUUGGAACUUCUUUCCAGCGCUAAUGUCUUUUUGAGAAGUAUGGGCAUGGCAUCGAUGCCGGCAAUGAUCUUUAUGACAGCUGGUAUUGUCGCGGGAAUGUUUGGAAACGCCGUUGGUUUCUGGCUUCUUUCCCGCACUGGCCGUCGCAACAUGAUCAUCUAUUCAUUGGCUAUAGCGACUCUCUUGUGGACCGUCAUGGGCAUCACUGGAUUCUGGACUGGAGAGAUGCUCACCUGGGCAGCUGGAGGGAUCAUGAUGGCUGUCAUCGUUAUCUGUGGUCUGGGUGCCUGGCCUGCAGGAUACGCUGUCCUGGGAGAGACAAGUUCUCUUCAACUGCGUUCUCUUACACAAGCCAUAGCCAGUAUUGCUGACAAGGGUGCAUCUAUUAUUCUGGCUGUAAUAAUGCCCCUGCUAUACAGUCGCGACAGCGCAGACCUUGGAGCCAAGAGUGCAUUCCCUUUCGCAGCUCUGUCUCUCAUCGGCACUGUUUUGAGUUUCUUCUUCAUCCCCGAGAUGAAGGGACGCAGUCCGAUUGAGAUUGAUCAGAUGUUUGCGAUGGGAUUACCGGCCAGGAAAUUCCAGGGUUACAGGACUGAGAAGCAUGAUGUUCAGGAGGCAUCUCCCCUUGCUAGCCAUGGUGUUUAA
Fusarium sp. VM40 is the source of this 1716-nucleotide messenger RNA. Lineage: Eukaryota; Fungi; Ascomycota; Sordariomycetes; Hypocreales; Nectriaceae. The record is from the annotation of a GenBank genome assembly.